GCCCAAAUGACGCAACCUCUGCAUUGCUUUCUCGCUGUGAUAUAUAAAUAAAUUCAUUUUCACACAUAUUUUCUAAUCAUAUCGUUCAUUGUUUAAAAAAAAAAUGCUUGAAUGAUUUGUUUCUUAAACACCAUGAAUGGGAUGUCUUAUUGAAACUAUUUAUGAAAUAAAAAAUAGUUAUGCCAUACUGUUUAUCAUUGACUAGGCAUUUUUUUUCAAUUCAACAAUUUGCCUUUGAAGAGUUGUGUAUGAAUUGCUUCCUUGGGUCUUGGGUGUUGGUUUGUCAAACAUAAUAUACCUUUCCGAGCAAGAUCUGCAAUUUGCUAAUUGAUUGGAAGCCGAGAAACUGUAAGAGAAAGCAAAGAAAUUGAAGCUGUAAGUCUCAGAUUUUUCUCGUUUGUUUUCAAUGCAAAAUGGUUUCCGGCAUCAAAAUCUUUUGUUUUCUCUAAACGUUCUAGCUGGUCCCAACGCCAGAGCUUUCCCACCCAACCAAAAAAAGAAAAAAAAAGAAAAAGAGAGUCGCCAAAUUCACGGGCAUCACAUUGUGUAUAGAAUGGAGGCUGUUGAAGAAGAAGAAGAAGAAGAUUCCGAGGAUUCAGUUUUUGCGGUUAUGGAUCAUAAGACUAAUGAUUUGGAAGAAACACGAAGUGGAUCGUUUGGCCGGUCAAGCAGUGCUGGCUCCUCAUUAAGAAGACGCUCUUGUGGUUUACCAGGUCCUGUGCCCCCUCAAAUGGAUGAUGACAUUGAGAGUGAGACUGUUUCACAGGCUGGAGAUAUUGGGGAUCGGGCACUUCACAGCAACAGGAUUAGUGAGAGUAGUAGCUUCCGCUUAUCUUUUGAUAACCUGUUAGACAAUGGAGUAGUGGUUCCCAUUCCAGAGAAUUCUUUAUUAAAACCACAUGAAAUUUGGUUUCGUGAUGCCACUGCAAAUACAGUCUCCCCUGCAUCUCCAUUGCCAUUAGAAAUCAUAUCUCCGCUUUCAUCAGAUGCCAUGGUAUACUCUGCAGACAAAGAUGAAGACAAUAAGAAAGAGUUGCCAUGGUUGGUGGAAUAUAUCUCAUGCCUCAUUCAUUUAGCUGUUCUUGGGAUUCUUGGGGCUUUAACAAGGUAUUUGCUGCAAAAAUUGUUUGGUCCUGGAGUUGCCAGCUUGACAAGCAACCAAAGCAUUCUGUACCUUGAUCUUCCUUCUAAUAUGGCUGGUUCUUUCUUAAUGGGAUGGUGGGGCGUUGUCUUCAAAGGAGAUAUAUCCAGUGUCUCAGAUCAGCUAGCCAUUGGAUUGACAACCGGUUACUUAGGAAGCCUUACAACCUUCAGUGGCUGGAAUCAGAAAAUGCUUGAUCUCAGUGUUGAUGGCCAGUGGGUUUUUUCUGUGCUUGGCUUUCUCAUAGGCUUGUUUCUUGCUGCAUAUUCAAUUAUUUUUGGUGUUGAGACCGCGAAGGGCUUUAGAUGGCUUCUUAAAAGGCUAAAUUCUGGUGGAAAACGUGGCAUCCUUAGAUCCAACGGCAACUGGAGGGUGGACAGCUGUAAACGUCACUUAGCAGUUAUGGUGGUGGGGAUGCUGAUCCUGGGCUUGUUAUAUAGUCUAUGUGGAAUAUUGGAGAAAAGAGAGUUUCAAAGCGGAAGCAGUGAGGCACAGCUGUGGUUGGGUUGCAUGGUUGCACCUCUAGGGGUGUGGAUUAGAUGGUGGUUGGCCCGAUUUAAUGGACGUGGGUUAGGAAAAGCAGGUUUGUUCAAAUGGGUUCCUUUUGGGACUUUGAUUGCUAAUGUUUCAGCAGCUUCUGUGAUGGCAGGACUCUCUACACUGAAAAAAGCGGUGGAUUCCAAAAAUUGUGAUACAAUUGUGACAGGUAUAGAGUUUGGAUUUUUGGGCUGUCUGAGCACCGUUUCUACUUUCAUUGCUGAGUUUAAUGCCAUGAGAGAGAGCCAUCAUCCCUGGAGAGCAUAUGCAUAUGCCAUGCUUACAAUAUUUCUCUCCUUUGGCUUGGGCACACUGAUAUACUCAGUUCCCGUCUGGACGAAGGGAUACGAUUAGAUUGUAGAGACCAGUUUCUUGUCUUCGAUCUUUGAUCUUUCCUUCAUAUAGGCUUGACAUCAACUCAACAUCAUGCGGAUUUUACAUCGUGCACAAACAAGAUCCUUGUGCUACCUGAGCAUGCCUCACAGGCCCCGAGGUGAACCUGUUGCUGGCACCAAAAAAUUGAGCUAGCCAAUCACAUUGUGCUCUAAUUCUGAUGCCGUGCUUCGAUAACGAAUAUGCUGUCUCUAGUGUGUUUUGUAAAGUCCAUACAAGUUGAGUUAGUUAUUGCUCAUGGAAAUCGUAGUGAUCAGAAUAGCCCGCUUUGAUUCAAACUUGAAGAUUAAAUGAGAGGUUAUAAAGUUUUUUCGUGGCUAAGAUCACGGGUGUAACAGGGAAUCAAAGUUUGUAGUGUAUGUAUGAGAUCUUUGCCGUGACAGAAUACAAAAGCUUAGAUCAUUGGUACGC
Molecule: messenger RNA, 2482 nt
Organism: Vitis vinifera (wine grape)
Lineage: Eukaryota; Viridiplantae; Streptophyta; Magnoliopsida; Vitales; Vitaceae
Exons: 8
Coding region: 407-2032 (541 amino acids)
Biological process (GO): fluoride transmembrane transport
Cellular component (GO): membrane
Molecular function (GO): fluoride transmembrane transporter activity
Source: RefSeq, a predicted model, not a curated record